UCUAAUGAAAGGAAAAAGAAGUCCUCUGCGUAUUUAUAGUUUCAGACUACAGUUGGUUUUGGUGGAUUUUAGAUUAAUAUCAUGGUAGUGAAAGGAACUAUGAGCGUUUUGUGAAAAUUGGAGCUCUUACCCUCAAAUUAAUGAAUCGCAAAUGGUACUUCGAGUUUGGUGUAAGUACGGGCAUAGUGAAGUAGUCUGAAUUUUAUGUGUGUACAAGAAUAAUUAAGACAAAAUAGGCAUGCCUAAAAGUGGAGCUCUCCCUCUCAAAUGAGAGUGCAGUAAUAUACGUGUUUUUGUAUGGACAAAAUUCGACACUUUUCAUUUAAAGAAAUGAAAAGAUACUAAUGUCCAAUAGAUACAAAAAAGAAAAAAGAAAAAGUGGCAGUAGUAGAAGAGUCUGAUUCGAGACAUUUGUGUUGGCUGCAUGAAAUUGCCAGAUGCCAAUACUUGGCGGAUCCUAGAAUUAAACAGUCAAUCAAAAACAAUUUCAUCAAGCUUCACUAGCAACAAGAGCAAAAUACUCAAGCUCUGCUAUGGCCUCCACUUCUUCCAUCCAUUUAAAGUCCAUCAUCAACUAUCUUCCUCCUUCUGAUGCGGCUGGACACUUUAAAGGAAUCACUUCCAAGAAUUUUCUGGUAAGUUUUGGAUUCCAGAAGCCACCAUUUUCGAGGUGUGAUCAAUUGAAGGUUUUAAGAAAGUGUUCAAUGGACAAAGAGAUGGAUGUGUCCACAUCGACGUUGAUUGAUGAUGCUGAGUUGGAGGAAGAAGAGCCAAGCAUUUCAACUAUGAUAAUGAAUUUUGAAAGCAAAUUUGAUCCUUAUGGUGCCGUUAGCACGCCACUUUAUCAAACUGCAACCUUCAAACAACCUACUGCAACAGAAAAUGGCCCAUAUGAUUACACCAGAAGUGGAAAUCCUACUCGUGAUGCCUUAGAAAGACUCUUAGCAGAGCUUGAAAAAGCUGAUCGAGCAUUUUGCUUCACCAGUGGGAUGGCUGCUUUAUCUGCUGUUGCUCAACUUGUUGGAACCGGUGAGGAAAUUGUUGCUGGUGAUGACCUUUAUGGUGGCUCCGAUCGAUUGCUCUCACAAGUGAUUCCUAGACGAGGAAUCGUGGUCAAACGUGUGAAUACAAGUGACUUAGAUGAGGUCUCAUCUGCUAUUGGCUCACUAACGAAGCUUGUGUGGCUGGAGAGUCCAACAAACCCAAGAUUACAAAUAUCAGAUAUUCGGACAAUUGCAAUUAUGGCGCACAAACAUGGGGCUCUAGUAUUGGUAGAUAACAGCAUAUUGUCCCCUGUAUUGUCACGACCACUGGACCUUGGAGCAGACAUUGUUAUGCACUCAGCUACGAAAUUUAUUGCUGGACACAGUGAUGUAAUGGCGGGUGUGCUUGCUGUUAGGGGAGAAAGGUUGGCAAAAGAAUUGUAUUUCCUUCAAAAUGCAGAAGGAUCUGGACUGGCUCCAUUUGACUGUUGGAUUUGUUUAAGAGGAAUAAAGACACUGGCCUUAAGAGUUGAGAAACAGCAGGAAAAUGCACAGAAGAUUGCUGAAUUUCUUUAUACACAUCCACGGGUGAAGAAAGUGUACUAUGCAGGUCUUCCUACUCAUCCUGGUCGUUCAUUGCAUUACUCUCAGGCGAAGGGCGCAGGAGCGGUAUUGAGCUUUUUAACCGGAUCGUUGGCACUCUCCAAGCAUAUUGUUGAGAGUACCAAGUAUUUCAGCAUAACUGUCAGUUUUGGUAGUGUGAAGUCACUUAUAAGUAUGCCUUGCUUUAUGUCCCAUGCAAGCAUACCGGCUGCAGUGCGAGAAGCUCGAGGUCUAACAGAAGAUCUGAUUCGCAUAUCAGUUGGUAUUGAGGAUGUUAACGAUCUCAUAACUGAUCUAGACAAUGCACUCCGAACAGGACCUCGCUAGGAGUUUGGAACAUUCAAACUUGCAAACAACCCGUAGCUAGAUGGAUAAAAUGAUGAGAAGUUCUACUCCAAAAUCUUGGAUCUUGUGUCAUCUACAAGGAUAUACAUAUGUGUAUUAAUGUGGCAAAUAUUAUUUUUAAAUUGGGUUGGGAAGUGAGAAGCUUAUGAGAAUGGCAUCCUUAAAGGAUUCUCCAUUUGUAUUGGAAGGUUUAAAUCAUAUACACUUUUAGACUAAUAAGGUAGGGACCGUUAUGAACUCAACAUUCUUCGAAAUCUUAUAUUAUAAUAAGGAAAAACUACAAAAUUUGUUUGUAGAUUAUUUUUUA
This is a messenger RNA of Cucumis melo (muskmelon), 2238 nucleotides long. RefSeq names its product cystathionine beta-lyase, chloroplastic. The record is from RefSeq and is a predicted model, not a curated record. Gene Ontology annotation, biological process: 'de novo' L-methionine biosynthetic process; transsulfuration. Bases 534 to 1913 code for a protein of 459 amino acids. NCBI's taxonomy places the organism in Eukaryota, Viridiplantae, Streptophyta, Magnoliopsida, Cucurbitales, Cucurbitaceae. Gene Ontology annotation, molecular function: pyridoxal phosphate binding. Gene Ontology annotation, cellular component: cytoplasm. The transcript is spliced from 14 exons.